Molecule: messenger RNA, 606 nt
Organism: Humulus lupulus (European hop)
Lineage: Eukaryota; Viridiplantae; Streptophyta; Magnoliopsida; Rosales; Cannabaceae
Product: protein BIG GRAIN 1-like B
Exons: 2
Coding region: 1-606 (201 amino acids)
Biological process (GO): auxin-activated signaling pathway
Source: RefSeq, a predicted model, not a curated record
AUGGAUAAGUGGGAGAAAGAAACGAACCCACGAAGGAGAAGAACUCCAUCUUUCUCUUCCUCUCUUCUAGACGUUAUCUACCAUUCGAUUGACGAAUCAAAGGGUGGUGGUGAUCACGAACAAGAGGAAGAUAGGAGUGGUUAUGCUACUACUACUACUGCUAGAGUAGUUAUGAAGAAGAAACAGAAAGAAGAGAAGGAGAAAAACAAUCUCAGGCGAGCUAUGAUGAUCGAGAAUUGGGUUGAGAAACAGAGCGUUCAAAGUUCUGUGCUUUCAACUUCGGCCUCGAGCUCUUCGGUCGACUCAAGCUCCAGUGCUCUGUGGUCUUCCUCCGAAACAGAGUCAACCCAAAACCAUAUAUCCAAAAUGAAGCCGUUUCGAGCCACUAUUGGAGUAGCGUUUGACCAGAUGAGUUCAGAUAAAAGUCAGCAGAAGAAGACCGCGAAGCCGGAGAAUGGUGGGUUUUCGAAGAUGAAGCUUAAGGCUUUGAAAAUCUAUGGCGAACUGAAAAAAGUGAAGCAACCCAUUUCUCCAGGGGGUCGUAUAGCGACCUUUAUUAACUCUAUUUUCAAUUCGGGCAACGUUAAAAAAGCCAAAAUUAAGUAA